CGGGCGGUCCGGCUUCACCGGUGGGGAGGGGUUUCCGGGUCCGGACCCUACGAGUUCGGUUAGUGGCCGGUCCCUCCUUAUGCCUUGUUUGCGGGGCGUCGGAGCGGAGUCUGAGCCCCAGCCCCGCCGCUUCUCGGGUCCGCUCCUCUUCCCCAGUCUCCGGGCGUGAGGUUAGAGACCCAGGGGCUAGACCAAGCUCUCAAUACCCAGGACAAACCACCAGAGAUCCUGUUGUCUUUCCCACAAGCAGGAUUUUAAAUGUUCCAACCUGGUGUGAGCUCCCAGUAAUAGUGAAGAGAAGAACUGUGGGUCCUGGAAAUGUGGACACAAAGGAAGCUUCUGAAGGGAGAGGGCAUGAGAAGGUGACUGCUCAGUAAUAGUUCCUGCUGAACACCUAGAGGAGAGCUGAGGUCAGAUGAUGGCAUCCAAGUUCAUACCAGCUGAGCCAAAGGCCCUUGUGACAUUCGUGGAUGUAGCCGUGAAUCUCACCCAGGAGGAGUGGCAUCUUUUGGGCCCUGAUCAGAGGAGUCUCUACAGGGAUGUGAUGCUGGAGAAUUAUGGCAACAUUGUUUCACUGGGAUUUCAAGUAACUAAACCUGAUGUGAUAUCUCAACUGGAACGAGGGGAAGAGCCAUGGGUCCUGGACACACAAGGAGCUGAAGAGAAAAAAGUUCUAAGAGGUGACUGCUUAGAUUGUGAAACCCAGACUGAGAGUGAGGAUUUGUCUCCAAAACAAGAAAUUUCUGAUGAGCUGAAGUGCCAAAGUCUGAUAUUGCACAGACUCAGAGGACUUUUGCCUCAAGCACCCACAUUUGGAGAAGCUGUUGAAAAUGAGGACAGGUUAAAGGAUGUGUGGAGAUCUCCUGCAGGGAGGAACCUAAGGACAUGCCUUUCCCAGAAGAGAGGCUUCAGGCCAGUGCCAGUGGUCCAUCAAAAACCUCUCAUAUUGGAAAGAGGUCAGGAAUGGAGUGAAUUUGGGAAAAAUCUCAGUUUGAGCAUGACCCCUGUAAGGUAUCAAAAAGUUUCUUCAGAAUGGAGACCCCAGCAAUGUGAUGAAAUGGGCCAAAUAUUUGAACAAAAUUCAGAAUUAAUUACAUAUCAGAAAGAACAAACAGAAGAAAAGCCCUCUAAAGCUAAAGUAUAUUGGAAAGCGUUUACUCAGAAUUCAAACCUCAUUGAACUUCAGAGAAUUCAUACCAGAGAGGAACCUGGUGAGUGUGAUGCCAAUGAAGAAACUUUCAACCAGUCAUCAAUCCUUAUCAAGAAGGAGAAAGUGCUUAAUGGGGAAAAACCUUAUGAAUUUAAUGAAUGUGGAAAUACCUUUAACACACAGUUAUCCCUUAUUCAAAACCAUAAAAUCCCCACUUUAGAGAAACCUUAUCAGUGUACAGAAUGUGGGAAAGCCUUUAGCUUGAAAGGAAACCUUAUUCGACACCAGAGACUUCACACUGGAGAGAGACCAUUUGAGUGUAAUGAAUGUGGAAGUGCCUUCAGUUUGAAGGGAAACCUUAUUCGACAUCAGAGACUUCACACAGGUGAGAAACCAUUUGAGUGUACUGAAUGUGGGAAAGCCUUCACUCGAAGCACUGCCUUUAUUCUUCAUCAAAGACUUCACACUGGCGAGAAACCCUAUGAGUGUACUGAAUGUGGGAAAGCCUUCAGCCAGGAAGGAAACCUUAUCCAGCAUAAGCGAUUUCACACUGGUGAGAAACCCUACCAGUGUAAUGAAUGUGGAAAAGCCUGUAGUGAUCGAACAUCCCUUAUUCAUCAUCAGAGAAUUCACACUGGAGAGAAACCUUAUCUGUGUAAUGAAUGUGGAAAAUGCUUCAGCCAGAGUUCAAUCCUUAUUAAACAUCAGAAAAUUCAUACAGGGGAAAAGCCCUAUGAGUGUAAUGAAUGUGGAAAGGCCUUCAUUCUAAAAUCUUGCCUUUUUAGACACCAGAGAAUUCACACUGGAGAGAAACCAUAUCAGUGUAAUGAAUGUGGGAAAGCCUGUAGUGACCGGACGUCCCUUAUUCACCACCAGAGAAUUCACACUGGAGAAAAACCUUAUGUAUGUAAUGAAUGUGGGAAAGCUUUCAGCCAGAGCUCAAGCCUCAUCACACACCAGAGAAUUCACACUGGAGAAAAACCUUAUGAGUGUAAUCAGUGUGGAAAAACUUUUAGUGCAUCUUCAAACCUUAUUCAGCAUCAGAGAAUCCACUCUGGAGAGAAACCUUAUGAAUGCAUAAAAUGUGAGAAAACUUUCAUUUUGAAGUCUUACCUCAUUAGACACCAGAGGAUUCACUCUGGAGAUACCUUGUGAAGGAAGACACCUUUGGGGGAGAGCCUUCGGUAUGCAUUCUUCCAUUACUUGGCAUCAAAAAUGUCACAUUGGCGACACACCGCAUGGUUGUAAAAGAACCACAAAACUUUUAUAAUAAUAAUGAUUGUGAUCAAGUCUUUAUCCAGCACUUCAGUCUUAUUCACCAUUAGAAAAGUUUUCUGGAGAAGAAAACUCUGUGAUGUACUUUUAGUAAUAAUGUUCACUUUGCAAAUUAAGCUCUUAUAGAGGUCCUUUUGCUUCUCAAAAUACUGCCUAUGUGAUUUAAGUAUGCUGCAACUGGAUGGUGUCUGCCACAUAAACUGAACUUAGAGUUUCAUGUCCUGGUAAUCUUGGCUCUUGUAAGAGGGUAUUUUUACCUCCUCAAACACUACAUGUGUCAUGUGUGAUUGAUGUUUUCUCCCACUCAGUGAUUGUAUGGUGCUGGCUGACAGAUGAAUUUGAACUACAGGCUUCAUAUUCAUGAAAGUUUCUCACAUUUUUUCCGCAUGAAUUUCAACAUUGUUUUAUAUUUUGAAAAGUCUUGAUUAACUAAGGUAAAUUAGGUGACUUUAGAGAAACACUAUAUCUAACUAAACACAGUAUUUUAGAGGACAUUUGUUAACCAAUUUCUAGGCUUCAGUUAGGUAGCUUUCCUCCUUUGGUAGUUCUUUAUCUUUUAUCCUUGUACAUGGCCACAGGGAGAAAGAUGUGACACUUUUCAAUAACAUCAUGAUGACAGCAGUUUAUUCUGUUUAAUUUUUUGUUUGUGUGUGUUAUUCUGUUGUAUUAGAUGAAGUUCAUUUAACUGCUUUGGCAGUUUGUAUUUGAAGGUAUUAGUAGUAGUGACAAUGCAUGUCACAGUUACUUAACUUUGUAUCAGAUGACCUUCCCAGUUCUGCGCCUUUGUGAGCCUCAUUUAUUGUUGUAGGCCAAGAGCUUCUCUCAGCUGCCAGAAAAAGACAUUCAGAAAGGAAAUUCAGUGUCUUCCUCCCUCUCCUUAGCGCUAGGAUCUCUUCUUUCAUUCCAUGAGGCAUUUGAAGUACUAGAAAGGUAGAAAAACAGUGUCCUAUGAUUUAGUUCAGUAAUAGGAGAUAUUUAGGCUGUUUUCUUUUUUUCCUCCUGAGAUUCUGUCUUCUGUUCCCACUCAUCAACAACUGAGUGGUUAGGAAAGCUGAUCAAUUUGCCUAAAGCCAAGUAGCCUAAUAAUGAAUUUGCCUAAAACCAUAUUCUCUUCUAUGUUACCGUAUGUUCCCUCCCAAGUCUUACCUCAGCCUAUCAGAUCAAUGUACCUGAAGCCAUUUUGCCUAAAACUAAUUAGCCUAAUGCCAGUUUGCCUAAUGAUCAAUUCACCUAAACCUAUUAAGCAUUUUGGCACAACUUUGUGUGUGUAACCUGUUUAUGGUUUUAGCCUCCAUAAGCAUUUUUGCUUCUUUUUUGUCUCACCUCAUUUUGAGCACUUUAAAGAUUUGUUAGCAAUGUCUAAGGAUACUCCUAACUAAAUCAAGUAUUUAUCAAAUUUACAGCUUUUCAUAUAGGACAGGAUGGUGUUAACUCCUUACACAUUUUUCCAGACCUUUUGAAGAUGUUUAUCGUUUUAUCUACCCUUGUAUAUUUUACCACUUUAUUGAUUGAGAAGCAAUGUGGAAUAGUAGAAAGAGUAGUAAAUGGGUUUGCAGUCAAAACUACUUAAAUGGGAGCUCUGUUAAUAAAAUUAGUAUGUAUUCAGUGUUCA
Phascolarctos cinereus (koala) is the source of this 4037-nucleotide messenger RNA. NCBI's taxonomy places the organism in Eukaryota, Metazoa, Chordata, Mammalia, Diprotodontia, Phascolarctidae. The record is from RefSeq and is a predicted model, not a curated record.